This is a messenger RNA of Scleropages formosus (Asian bonytongue), 3049 nucleotides long. It is a transcript of the gene kifap3a, whose product is annotated as kinesin-associated protein 3a. NCBI's taxonomy places the organism in Eukaryota, Metazoa, Chordata, Actinopteri, Osteoglossiformes, Osteoglossidae. Gene Ontology annotation, cellular component: axoneme; ciliary transition zone; kinesin II complex. The coding region runs from base 187 to 2553 and encodes 788 amino acids. The transcript has 20 exons. Gene Ontology annotation, molecular function: kinesin binding. Gene Ontology annotation, biological process: microtubule-based movement; cilium organization. The record is from RefSeq and is a predicted model, not a curated record.
UCCUCUCUUUGGAAACCGUGUGUAAGAGUCUUGCUUGACGACUCGUCUCUGCCCUUAGCAACAGGGACGCACCAACACCGCCCAACGGAGAAUGAAUGUGUGUUAAAAGACGGAGUUAAACCUACCGCAAGUCUAAAAAAACAAAGAUAGGCGUGUCCGGAUUUUCCGGGACAUAAAUCUUUGAAGAUGUACUCGGAGGAUGCACGCUAUUUGAAAAGGAGGGUGACAGGCGGUGACGUGGAUGUCCACCCCACGGAGAAAGCCCUGGUGGUGCAGUACGAGGUGGAGGCGACCAUCCUGGGGGAGAUGGGGGAGCCCAUGCUCGGGGAACGCAAGCAGUGUCACAAGAUAAUUCGCCUCAAGAGCCUGAAUGCCCAUACAGAUAUAACUUCUCUGGCUCGGAAAGUGGUGGAGGAAUGCAGACUGAUCAGCCCCUCCAAGCUGCCUCAAGUGGAACAGCUCUUGUUCUACUUACAGAAUCGUCGUAAAACUGAUGGUAAAGACAAGAAAGAGCAAAACAAGCCCGUCAAGCCAAGGGAACUGACUCCUUUUGAAGGAAUGGAGAUUGACGAGGAAGCCAGCAUCAACAACAUAGAAGACUAUGUGGAGCUACUCUAUGAAGAUAUCCCAGAGAAGGUUCGGGGCUCUGCCCUCAUCCUCCAGCUUGCCCGCAAGCCUGACAAUCUUGAGGAGCUCUUGCAGAAUGAGACAGCCCUGGGAGCCUUGGCCAGAGUCCUCAGGGAAGACUGGAAGCAGAGUGUGGAGCUGGCCACCACCAUCAUCUACAUCUUUUUUUGUUUCUCAAGUUUCUCCCAGUUCCAUGGGUUGCUCACCCACUAUAAGAUCGGAGCACUGUGCAUGAACAUCAUUGACCAUGAGUUGAAGAGGUAUGACCUGUGGCAGGAGGAGCUCCAGAAAAAGAAGGCGGCUUAUGAAGAUAAUCCUGACAACCAGAACCCAAAAAAGGACUAUGAAAAAUCUUUCAAGAAGUACCAAGGCCUUCUAAUAAAGCAGGAGCAGCUACUGCGAGUGGCUUUGUACCUUCUGCUCAACCUAUCUGAGGACAUGCGCACAGAGCUCAAGAUGAGGAAUAAGAACAUCGUCCACAUGUUGGUGAAGACUUUGGACAGGGAGAAUGCAGACCUGCUUGUCCUAGUGGUGUCUUUUCUCAAGAAGCUCAGUAUAUUCCUGGAGAACAAGAAUGACAUGGCUGAAAUUGAUACCAUUGAAAAGCUGGCCAAACUGGUUCCAUGUGAACAUGAGGACCUGCUGAACGUCACCCUGCGCCUCCUCCUCAACCUCUCCUUCGACGCAGACCUGCGGGGCAGGAUGGUGCAGGCGGGUCUGCUGCCCAAACUCACCGCGCUGCUGGGUAACGAAGCCCAGAAACACACAGUGAUGAGGAUUCUGUACCACAUCAGCAUGAAUGACAGAUCCAAGUCCAUGUUUGCCUACACAGACUGCAUUCCGCAGCUGAUGAAGAUGCUCUCUGAGUGUGCAGAGGAGCGCGUGGACACCGAGCUCAUCUCCUUCUGCAUCAACCUGGCGGCCAAUAAGAGAAAUGCCCAACUCAUGUGCGAAGGAAAUGGUAUGAAGAUGCUGAUGAAGAGGGCCUUGAAACUGAAGGAUCCUCUUCUGAUGAAAAUGAUAAGGAACAUUUCCCAGCACGAUGGUGCGACUAAGCAGCUGUUUAUAGACUAUGUAGGGGACCUGGCAGCACAGAUUGGGCCAGGUGAGGUGGAGGAAUUUUUGAUUGAGUGCUUGGGUACGCUGGCCAACCUCACCAUUCCAGACUUAGACUGGGAGCUGGUCCUGAAGGAGUACAAUCUGGUACCCUACCUGAAAGACCACCUCAAGCCUGGAUCAGUUGAGGACGACCUCAUCCUGGAGGUGGUGAUCAUGAUUGGGACUGUCUCCAUGGAUGACUCAUGUGCCGCCAUGUUGGCCAAGUCUGGUAUCAUUCCAGCACUCAUUGAGCUGCUUAAUGCCCAACAGGAAGAUGAUGAGUUUGUUUGUCAGAUCAUCUAUGUCUUCUACCAGAUGGUUUUUCACCAGGCAACCAGAGACGUCAUCAUGAAGCAGACCCAAGCUCCAGCUUACCUCAUUGACUUGAUGCACGACAAGAAUGUGGAAAUCAGAAAGGUCUGCGACAACACCCUGGACAUUAUUGCUGAGUAUGAUGAGGAGUGGGGGAAGAAGAUCCAGAGCGAGAAGUUUCGCUGGCACAACUCACAGUGGCUGGAGAUGGUGGAGAACCAGCAGACUGACGAGGCUGAUUCCUUUCUUCACGACAGUGACAUCCUGGGGAGGCCUGACCUCUUCUACAGCACCGAUGGAAUAAUCCCAGCCGAAGGACCGGUCAGCGCCGAAUUUUUCAGGAACUUCCACACCCUCAACGGGGACCUGGCAGCACAGCAGGUUUACUCUGUCAGCAUGGCUGAUGACGGAUUUGGACAAGCCGCUGGAACUCCAGGCCGUCCAGUCACAGCCUACGGGUAUCGCCCGGACGAGCAGUUCUACUGCGGAUUCAGACCCUCUAGACAAAACUACUAAGGCCAUUUUGAUGUUGGGUUCAAACUGUCGUGUGUGCUGUUUCUGAGUGAGAGUGCAGUUAUUUAAUUGCUCUGCCCGAGCUGUGCAUUCCAGGAAUUAUUAGCGCAUUUCUUCGUAUUGUUUUAGUUCCUUCUUGUUUUUUAUAUUGUUAUAGUUUAAGUAUGGUUAAGAUAUAAAGUGUUGCGCUGAAGUAGCCGUGCAUGAUUUCAUGGCAAACUAAGUUGACUAUAUUAGCGCACUAACAUAAAUGUUAGUCUUUUAUUGUACUUGUGUCACUAAAGCAAUAAUGUAAUUAAAGGGCAUUAUCAUCAUGGUAUGGGUUUCGAGUGUCACUGUACGUGGAGCGUUUUCUAUUAGUACCGGAAGCAUACGGAGAAAUCUGUAUAAGUCUGCUGUGUUAAUGUGUGCGCGCUCUUCUUCUGAAGGAAACAAAAUGGAUGUGAGCCUGGAAACACACUGCCGUUUUCUGUUUUUUAACACAGGAAUCGUGUUUUGU